This is a messenger RNA of Yarrowia lipolytica CLIB122, 1380 nucleotides long. RefSeq lists its product as uncharacterized. The record is from RefSeq and is a predicted model, not a curated record. Lineage: Eukaryota; Fungi; Ascomycota; Dipodascomycetes; Dipodascales. Gene Ontology annotation, cellular component: endoplasmic reticulum. Gene Ontology annotation, molecular function: thymidine kinase activity; ATP binding; L-amino acid transmembrane transporter activity. Gene Ontology annotation, biological process: amino acid transmembrane transport.
AUGUCGGAUCAAAAUCACGUCGAGCUGGAAAGCUUGGCAGAAUCGGACGACUACCAGGUUGAAAGCGACAACGACGAUGGCGGACACGUUACCCAGACGUUACUGGGCAACAAUCCCGGGUUAGCCGAGGUCACGGCUGAAUCUGAGAAGUCCAACAUGAAAAUGGCAUUUAUGAACAUGGCCAACUCGAUUAUCGGCGCCGGAAUCAUCGGCCAGCCCUACGCCGUGCAUGAGAGUGGUCUUAUUGCGGGAAUCCUGCUACUGGUUGGUCUGACGUUCCUGAUCGACUGGACGAUUCGACUCAUCGUGGUCAACGCCAAGUUGUCAGGUACAGACACGUAUCAAGCCACCUGCCGCAAAUGUUUUGGUAAGACCGGUCUCAUUGCCAUCUCUCUGGCCCAGGGCUGCUUUGCAUUUGGUGGAUCGAUCGCGUUCUGUGUCAUUAUCGGAGACACUAUUCCGCAUGUUCUGGGAGCACUUUUCCCGUCUCUUCUGGGUGGUGAGGACUCGGGACCUUCGAUCCUCGUCAACAGACAGUUUAUUAUUGUUAUUUGCACGUGUCUGAUCUCUUAUCCGUUGGCUCUGAACAGAAAUAUUGCCCAUUUGGCCAAGGCCUCGGCUUUGGCUUUGGUAUCCAUGCUGGUCAUUGUCAUUCUUGUGAUUGUCCGAGGACCCCAGCUUGCUCCUGAGUACAAGGGCACUUUUGAUGGACACGCUCUGAGUAUCAGCCCGGGACUGUUUCAGGGAGUGUCAGUCAUCUCUUUCGCCUUUGUCUGUCACCACAACUCUCUGCUGAUCUACGACUCUCUGAAACGACCUACUAUGGAUAGAUUCGCUACAGUUACCCACUGGUCUACCGGAGUCUCCAUGGUGGCUUGUCUGGCCAUGGGAGUGGGUGGGUUCGUCAUUUUCGUCGACAAGACCAAGGGAAACGUUCUCAACAACUUCCCAGCCUCUGAUGUCAUGGCCAACGUUGCGCGAUUCUGUUUUGGCUUCAACAUGCUCACCACCCUGCCUCUGGAGAUCUUCGUUUGCAGAGAAGUCUUCACUACAUACUUUUGGCCUGGCGAUGAGUUCAAGUGGAUUAGACACAUUGUUACUACCACGGUGAUGAUGCUCACCGCCAUGUGUGUUGCUCUGAUCACCUGUAACCUGGGUGUUAUUCUAGAACUCGUCGGAGCUACCUCAGCUUGCGUCAUGGCAUAUAUCCUGCCUCCCCUGUGCUAUUUGAAGCUGACCAAGAACAAGAGUCUAAAACAGAAGGCUCCUUACUAUCUGGUGGCAGGAUUUGGAGUGCUAGUCAUGCUCUUCUCCACCAUCCAAUCACUGCUGAAGAUUGUGAAUGGAGAGGAAGAGGGCAGUCAUUGUGACGUGAACUAG